Molecule: messenger RNA, 507 nt
Organism: Laetiporus sulphureus 93-53
Lineage: Eukaryota; Fungi; Basidiomycota; Agaricomycetes; Polyporales; Laetiporaceae
Exons: 4
Source: RefSeq, a predicted model, not a curated record
CGGCACCCAAGGAUGUCCCUCGGCUUCGCCAUGUCACUCGAGUGGUUGAGAGACUAUGCUAAGGAGCACAACAUGGUGCGUCUAUCGGACGUCGCCGCGCUUGACGAUAUCAGACAGAAGUUUGGCAAACAAGUCCUCUUUGUUCAUUCGGUCAAGCAUGACUGUCUACGGGGUUGGCUUCUCUUCCUCGCCGUCGCCACCAACACCCGUCCUGAGUAUAUCGUGAUGGCCACCCCAGAAAGGAUUGCCGCUCUCAAAGCCGUGCUAGGAAGGGAUGAUGAGCCUGAAUGGAAGCCUUGCUUUGUCCUAUAGAGAUAUCUUGUAUAGUUAUUAGUGACACGGCUUCCCGUGGCAUUGAUGUUCAUGUCUCGGGCCUCACACGGCAAGAUUUGUAGAAAACUGCUCCCGCUUCGAGAUGCGUAUGAGCUCCCCUUGGAUUCACUGAAUAACCGAAUCUGUACUAUUACGCUCCUUGUUCAUUCUUAGCACAAUGAAUUGCUCGAGAAA